Phanerochaete carnosa HHB-10118-sp is the source of this 2073-nucleotide messenger RNA. RefSeq lists its product as uncharacterized. The record is from RefSeq and is a predicted model, not a curated record. Lineage: Eukaryota; Fungi; Basidiomycota; Agaricomycetes; Polyporales; Phanerochaetaceae. The coding region runs from base 1 to 2073 and encodes 690 amino acids. The transcript has 9 exons.
AUGCCUAUUCAUGACCCUUCGCACGUAUACGCCCAGCAGCUCAUCAGCUGUGGCCUAGGUCUACCACUCUGGCAACCGGAGCCGCCGACUUUCGGUAUUCCAGAGAUCGGUGACGCUGGCUUCAUCCAGAAUGGCUGUUUCUAUCGUCUCUUUAAUGCACUGAAGCCCGCAGACGAUCCACUGAACAGUCGUGGCGUUCCAGACGGAUUCGAACUCGUCAACUUUGAUGAGACCGAGUUCAUCCAUCCGCUUUGCAACUCCCUACCGGCAGGCGCUCUCUAUAACAAUUCAUCAGUGCAUUGCGACUCGCAAGCAGGCGUCGAGGUCAAUGGCCUACUGCAGUUGUCGUACUGUUUCACCUGCUAUAAUAAGCGAGCAGCAAUGGCUGUGGUAGCUGAUCCCGCUACAUCCACGGCAACGUUGAACAACCAGUCUCUUCCGACCUACAUGGCGAAUAAUUACGAGUCCUGGUACAACUUCGCGUCAGAUAGAGGGCACGCACUACGCCGUGGCGAUAUCUACCUUGUCCGCGGCCACGUUAGAGCAUCCAACAGGUGGGCCAUUGCAAGUUGCGAGAGCAGCGAACGAGGGCACAGGAUAUCCUUUAGUGCGGAGGCCCUCUACUUCACAUCGCCUCGCUUCAACUGGUCGCAUACAUCUAGCGACAAUGUGGGAAUGAGGCAACGGCGUGGACCAGGCCGCGCCGGGUCGAACGUCGCCGAGGGCCCCCCGCCGCAAGUCCUCGACCAAACGAUGUUCAUCAGCUACUACAAGCUCAAACUGAGACUUUGGAAGUUUAAACACAUCGUCUCUGGAGUCAACUCGAAAGACUCGGGCGGCAACGACGAUGACCCGUCGACAGGCAUGCUGGUACGCCGCCAUAGGACUCCCCCCUCCAACUCUGCCAGCCACGAUGCGCACCGCAAUGCGGAGACGGGAAGUGGUUCCCAAAGAUCAAACACUAGUUCAGCGUCGGGUAAAGGCAAAACGAAGGCAAAGGUUUAUGCGUUCGAGGGUGAGCCGGAUUCCCGCAUAGUGGACGAUGGAUCAGAAGAAGAGGUACAGUUUUAUGAUCCUCUUGACUACCUGCUCGACUAUAUUCUCGAGCAUUCCGAUGCACAAGCCGCGAUCGCCAGUCACGACGAUUUGUACACCGUGUGCGAUCUGUCGAAUUGGCCUGAAGAUAUCGCCGCUCACAUUUGCCAAGUCCAGCCGAAGAUCUAUAUUGGAGAGGGGGGGCUCGGGCAGCUCUUUCCUCCUCCUGAAGAUGGAACAGGCUGUAUGAAGCCGUCUGAAGGCUCUGUCAAGCUACAGAAAACGAAUAAGCCUUCGCUGGACCCAAAGACGGUGUGGAAUUUUAUUGUUGCAGAGCUGGACUCGGAGCUGAAUCAGGAAGACAGCUUCUCCUUCGCUGGCCAAUCUGCCUCGCACCACGCAUCGUACUACAACUUGCGCAUCUUCAUCCGCGCGCAGGCACGUGCCGCUACCCUUCCCGUCGCUCGCUAUUUGCACGAGCGCGCUACGGCAGUGCAUCCAGGUCGUCAACAGGCACUUUACGCUGUCUGGCUCGGCGAUGAUCUACCGGUAUCCUCUCGCGUCACUGUUAUCGUCUGCGAUCAUCAUGCUGUUGAUGUUGCAGAGAAGCUCGAGUGUGUCUAUAAGACGCUGUGCAUGUUUAAAUCUUUCGGAAAAUGGUGGGCCGGGUGCGAGGAGCGCACGAGCAGAGGCGCGAUAGCGACGCCCAGUCAACGUCACCAUCCUCAAGCGCCGCCUCCAUACACUAAUGAUUCGGAUCCCAAUAGUCUGCCCAGUGGCGAGGCCCUUAACACCGGCAGCUACCGGUACAACCCACCCGCACAACAAAGCGUUGGUGCGCAGUGGCAACCCGUAUCGCCACCGGCCCCCGACGGUGCAUACGCGUCCGAUCCGAACCUCGAGGCGAUUCUUGCAGGCCUGCUGCCUCCACCCUCUCACGAGAACUCGCUCGCGGUUAUAUCGCACGUCGCGCCACAAUACUUUCCGUCGGGGCAAAUUCUCCGACAGAGCGCUGCCGCUGAGUGCGGGGGAUUUUGA